AUGAGACCUGGUAGUGUUGCUAGCGGAAGUACAAGUUUAUAUGACAGUCUUGGCCCAGCUAGAGCACUUCCUCCUUAUCCUGUCGAUGACGACGACCGGGUUACUGCUGGUAGUUUUGUUGCUAGUUCGGCCAGUAGUAUAUCUGGCAGUGUUGCUGGCAGUGUUGCUGGUAGUGUAGCAGGUAGUACAAUGGGCAACCGAGCAAGGCCCAUACUUCCAGAUUCAUCGUUCUCAAUGCCUGAUCUGCCACAUCGACCUAAUAGUACUGGAUAUACUCGCCAAAGUCGCAAUAAUUUGCCCACUCCUGGUAGCUUUACCUAUGAAGAGGAUAGGCAUUCUGAUAGCGAAGAAGAAUAUUAUGACAGGAGCUUUGAGGCUGCUAGCUAUGAAGCUUCACCUCCUGGACCUGAAAGGGCAGCUCGCAAUAGAUUGAGUUUACCUCCACUUCCGCCUCCUCAUUCUAGUGCUGGCUCGCAAUCAUAUCAAACUUCCAGUCAGAAUCAGAUCAGUGCGGGGUUUGCUAAUCUGAGUUUGGCUGGCGCUCCUUCCAAUGCAACUAGUGACAGAAUGGGUCGUACAGGGCAGGUACCGUCGAACCAUGUCUUUCCAAAUCCUGGUCCUGGUGGCCCCCCGGCCCCCUCACAUGCUACCAGAUCCAAUCCGCUGCCAACGCUGCCAAUAUUGCCUCCUCAACAUGUUUCUCCCCCACAACAACGGAGACAGACAUAUCAGCAACACUCACAACACCAACCACAACCACAACAACAUCAGCAAUUCCAACCAGGCAUUCAACACCAGCAGCUACAACGCCAGCAACAGCAACAACCUCAGCAUCAGCAAUAUCCUGUCCAGACACGACCACCACCGCCAGGAAAUCAACAGCUUUCGUCUCCUCCUGCUACAGUUCCGGUCUCAGUUCCAAUUGCCGCUCCUGUAUCAACCUCACCAUCAGCAGCUGCUAUGGCUAGAAACGUCAACCGUACUCCAAGCCCUAGCAAAGGUAAAAGUCCACACACUGCUUUGCAUGUAACCCCUCCUCCUAUUAAACCGAAUGAGAUUCCGCCAAUUCCCCCAUCUACAGUUUCAGCAAGACCAGCUUCACCAGUUAGAAAGCCAGUAAACGGUACUGUCAAACGAAAACCAGUAGGCUCAUCUCCUGGCAGUACAGCUCCAACCAUUAGUCACCGACUGUCAGACGAGGAUCUCGACCGACUAGAUACUCUACCGUUUUCUCCUGAAAGCUAUAACAACAUUGCCGCUGCCGAAAACAACAAUAAUCAUCCUCGAAACCCACUAGUAUCGCUACCUGCUAACAGCAGCCGGUCAGGACUCCCUCCGGUGCUUCAAGUGCCACAUCAUCAAUCUCAAUUACAAGAAAAUGGAGAUGAGGUGCUGGAUUUUGCAACAUACGCUCCAGAACCUAUUCCCCGGAAAAAGGACAAGCCACUGCCACCGUCUGGUGUUGACCCGGGUCUGGCUGGCUACAAUGGAGACGGCCAAUGGGUUAUCUCCAAACAACUCAAUGCAGGCUAUGGAGAAUCUCUAUACAAAAAAAUCUCCCCGAACCGGUCUGUCAAACCCUCCAACAAACCACCUCGUUUGCCACCCAAGAUUCCUCAGGGCAUGACCCGCGAAGAGUACAUGGCAGCCGAACCUCCUAAACCCCGCGACCCUUUCGUGUACCGUGACUACGUCUGA
This is a messenger RNA of Sugiyamaella lignohabitans, 1698 nucleotides long. RefSeq lists its product as uncharacterized. NCBI's taxonomy places the organism in Eukaryota, Fungi, Ascomycota, Dipodascomycetes, Dipodascales, Trichomonascaceae. The record is from RefSeq and is a predicted model, not a curated record. Bases 1 to 1698 code for a protein of 565 amino acids. The transcript has a single exon.